Emys orbicularis (European pond turtle) is the source of this 1751-nucleotide messenger RNA. Its product is annotated as pituitary tumor-transforming gene 1 protein-interacting protein-like. The record is from RefSeq and is a predicted model, not a curated record. The transcript is spliced from 7 exons. The coding region runs from base 78 to 626 and encodes 182 amino acids. Gene Ontology annotation, biological process: protein import into nucleus. Gene Ontology annotation, cellular component: nucleus; cytoplasm. NCBI's taxonomy places the organism in Eukaryota, Metazoa, Chordata, Testudines, Emydidae.
GGUUCCCCGCACGCCCUGAAAGGAGGCGGUGUGUGGGCCGCGGCCCCGUAGUCAGCAGAGUGCCCGGUCCGGCAGCGAUGGACGCUAUGCGGCUCUGCGCGCUCUGGCUGCCCGGCCUGACCCUCAUCCGGUCGGGGUCGGGAACGGGCCCGGGAGACCCGACUGUGCCGGGUGAGGACGGGUGGGACACAUGCUCUAAUUCCUCCUUCAAGUCCUGUGAAGAAUGUCUAAAAAAUGUUUCAUGCCUUUGGUGUAAUAGAAAAAACACUUGUAUGGACUAUCCUGUGAGAAGUAUUCUUCCAUCAUCUUCACUGUGUCCACUCUACGAUGCUCGAUGGGGUGUUUGCUGGAUGAACUUUGAGGCCUUCAUCAUUGCCAUAGCUGUAAUAGCAGGACUCAUCCUGCUGUCCAUUGCUGUCUGUUGCUGUUACUGCUGCUACUGCAGAAGGCGUUCUAGGGGUAUACCAGAUGAAGAGGAAGAAAGGCUUGCCAGAGAUCGAGAGGAGAGACGAAUGCAAUCUCUUCAGCGGAAACAUGAAAGAAAAAUGAAACAGGAUGAGAUACGCAAGAAAUAUGGUCUCCUUCAGGAUUCUGAUCAUCCUUACAGUAGAUUUGAGAAUGAAUGAAAACAGACACUGUUGAAUCUCCUCAUCGAAAGCUAAGAUUCCAGGAUAAAUGAGCACUUUUUUAUUUUGCUUUUCAGCGGUCUUCAGGCUGCGCUUGUUUUUUUUGUUUUUUUUUUGCAAGUUUUCAGACAGUAAAAAUAAGUGCACAAAUAUUUACUGAAAUACAUAUAUUUUAAAUCUGGCAUAUUUACCUUUUAGAGCUACAUUUUUAUAAACACUUUUGGUUUUUGAAAUGUUUGCCAAUUGUGCUCUCAUUAAAUGUGAAAUGUCAUCUUUCCUUUUCUAAUAAUUCUUUUCUUUGGAAUCUGAUUUAAAUAGUUAGCUUCCUAAUCAUGUAUUUGAACUAAUAUCUUAGCUCACCUUUCUCUUAAAAAAAAAAUAAACAAAAUUCCUGUGUUCCCAUUUUCCUAAAUAAAGAUUUUCUUUCUAAAUCUGUUGUAUGCAUAUAAGUGGUGGCAAGAGUAAAGGAAGUGCUUGACACUGCAGAAAUAUGGUAUUGAUGUUGACAAGAAAUAAUUACAGCAUACAAAUUCUUUAGUAUCAAAAUAGUAUGUAUAGUAUUUUAAAGAUGCAAAACGUGAUUUUUUUUAAUUUUUUUUUUUUUUGGUGUAGCAUAAUCCUGAUGUAAUAGCCUGGUAAUAUACGAACAUUUCUAUGUCCUUGGUGUGGAGAAAAAAGUCUUGAGUUAGUAAAACGGGCACAGAAUCUUUUUGAAAUUCAUGCAAAAUCUGAAUAUACAUUUGUAUAUAGCUUGAGAGGUAAUAUCAGGCUGUUUAAAACACUUUCUUCCAUGAACAGUUCUCUAAAUUAAAAAUACUGCAUAAUGCCAAGAUAGCAUCAGUUUAACAGUAUAAUGAUUUCAUAUUUUUUACCUUUGAGUUUUUUGUGGGAAAUGUUCAUAAUGCAUUGAGUUCUGUCAUCUUCCUGGUUUGGUGGAUUUUUGUUUUUUUCCCCUUUUCUCACACAAAUGCCUUCAUUGAGCAUUUUAAAUAACUUGCUGACAUGAUGCAGCAUGAAGAGGUUCAUUCUUUUUUUUCCUCCUUCAUAUUUAAUGUGAAUUUCCAAUUCUAUAUAGUUGGAAUUUACUGUGUACUAUCUUCUGCUGAAUAAAUUUACAGUACUGAA